Messenger RNA from Cricetulus griseus (Chinese hamster), 1083 nucleotides. Lineage: Eukaryota; Metazoa; Chordata; Mammalia; Rodentia; Cricetidae. The record is from RefSeq and is a predicted model, not a curated record.
GGGAACUAUAUCCCAGCGGCGCGGUCUGGGCCAAGCCCGAGUCCGAGGAGAGCGCAAAGCCAGGAGCCCAGGCUGACCCUCCUCCUUCCCUGGCCUUGGACUCAAGGUGCAGCCCCGACACUCGCCGCCAUCCCUUACACGCAUUGCGAAGAGCUAGGACUCAAGGACAUCCGGGAUGCGCGCCAAGAGAAGCCUUGGCUGCGGUCGCGGAGAAGCCGCCAGCCGGCUGCGUGCCAGCUGCCUGUCCCCAGUGAGGGUGACUGAAAAGGCCAGCAGCGUCACCGCCACCCUGGGGCGCCCUCUACCUGUGGCCGAGGAGAACUACAACUCCCAGAAGACGACGACAGGAUGUCGUACGCACGCGCAGAUUGAGGAGUCGACGCUCGCCACCUGCUGGUCAUUUUGGAGAACUCCACUCCACUGAGGCCAGCCUCCUCCAGUUUAUCAGCAUGCGCAGGCGUGGAACUACAGCUCCCGGAGUGCCUCGCAGCAACACAUGAAACUACACUUCCCAGAAGGCAUCGUCGCGGAACCCACGGUCUAGGAACUAACGGCGGCCGGGACAGAGUGACUGAUUGUAGACAUGGCUUCCCUAGCCCGGAAUUUUGGGUACCCCGCCUGCAGAUCGGCGGCCCAAUUAGGUGGCAGGUGGCUGCAACCCAGGGUCUGGAUGGGGCUCGCGGACGCCUGGGGCCUCCCCUCCCUUCAGCCAGCCCGUGGCCGCACGCGCGGGAACGAGUACCAGCCCAGCAACAUCAAACGCAAGCACAAGCACGGCUGGAUCCGCCGGCUGAGCACCCCGGCCGGCGUGCAGGUCAUCCUCCGCCGCAUGCUGAAGGGCCGCAAGUCCCUGAGCCACUGAGGAGCCUCGACGGGCCCGCGGGGAAUAGACUCGGACGCCGAUGGAAUUGCCCGAGGGCACCAUCCCUUUUCAGGCUUUGGAGUAUGCAGAGCCCCAGGAUCCCCGCAUCCCCCGAUCCACAGCCAGGGCUCCCUGCCUUGCGGUAUCUCAGCAGUUUCUGAAGGCAUCUUUGCAAGCCAGGCGGUUUUACCGCUCGCUAAUAAACAUUCACGUUUCCAGGC